Molecule: messenger RNA, 1892 nt
Organism: Cercospora beticola
Lineage: Eukaryota; Fungi; Ascomycota; Dothideomycetes; Mycosphaerellales; Mycosphaerellaceae
Source: RefSeq, a predicted model, not a curated record
AUGCACCGGUUGCAAGGGACCGACAUGCGUCGAGACUCAGAUCCCAAUGUGCUCGGUGAGAUGGAGAGGAACGGAAUCGAUGCUACAGAAGUACUCAGCCACUCGUAUCCAGAACACGAUGAGUACCACGGCUCCGGCUGCGAAUAUGACACAACGUUCGAGAACGAGCAGGGAGACACCGACAUGUCCCCGGAGGACCAUUUACAAGCCAUAAGGGAUCUCCACUAUGUCCAGGUAGAGGAGGAAAACAGUCCAGAAGAUUAUACCGAUGGUCCAGCUCGCCUGGUGCUUGCUACCGAUGGCCUCAAAAACUGUCCAUCGCUCCUCCUGACCUUCGACUUGGGACUGAAAAUCAUCCGGGCUAGCGAGCUCCAGCGAAGAUACUCCCGAGAGGCAAGGCACACUGACUCGCAGAUCCGCAAGAUCAAGCAGUUUGAAAUGAAACUGAAACGAGAAAUCCAGAGCCACCGAACUAGGAUCAGCAUGGCGGAAGCGCAAGAAGAGAAAGCGCAAGAGCAAGACUCGAUCAAUCCCACAAAGUCUUCGCUGCAAACAGAAUUGCAUGUGCUCGAAGGUAUGCUGCAAGGCGCCGGGAUCAGAAAGCAGGAGCUCACUGUUGGCUUGACUUUUCGUGGUACACUACUGCGAGAAGCCCAAGCAGAGGUUACGGCCUACCUCGAUGAAGCGUUUGUGGCUGGCAAUCUUCUGGCCACAGAUACUGAGGAAGAGCUUCCCGUGGAGGACUUCGACCUUCAAGAAGAAUACCAAAAAGCAUACCAAGAAGAGUUCGGAGACGCGGACUCGACUGAUGGAGUCGAGGUCCAGCCAUUACUCGACACCAGCAGAGACUACCUCCACGUGGAUGUCGUGCCACCAACCGCAGAGGAACAGGCCGAGAUCGAUAUAAGGGCCGCACUGCAAGAGACCAGCGAGCGACUGGCUGCUGCUGAAGAAGCAUUUGACUUCAAAGAUUACGAGCGUACCCAAGACCGGCAAAUCGUUGAGGUGGCCUGGCAGACUGGCCAGCCUACAGAGGACGCUAACCGGGAAGACUUCGACUUGAGAUGGUACCAGCGUUUCCAAGCCAUCACUCGAGAAUUCAUCGAAGCCGAAGAGGCGUAUCGCGAAGCACGAAACGCAGCACUCGAAGCGGGUCUCGAUCAGGACACCUUGUCAAACCAUCAGGAAGAAUAUUUCAACGACCUGGCUUCGGACGGAAUGUGCGACUCUGAGGCAGGCCAUGACGGGACCUUUUGGGAACAUUUCGCUUCGAAUUGCAAGCAGGACAAGAAGGUCAUCGGAUGGCUGGAUAGCCUUCCAGACCAUUUCGACGGCCAUGAUUCGGCGCCAUCAGAGCCAGAUUCUGUGCCCGACCAGCUGGAAGAAGUCGAAGCUUGGGAAAGCGGCAGUGCCAUCGCUGGUCGUCCGCUCGAACGCAAGCUAAUCGAUCGACGGCAAAUGGAGAUCGACUGGCAACACCGUAUUCGAGGGCUGUGGGAUCGCCAGACAAUCGGCUGGUGGGCACGCAUCCGAGCGGUGGUGGACGCGCUGGCGAGCUGAACGAUUCGUGGGUUGCAUCGGGUACAGGAGCGUCUUGCGGCUCGUUUCCAUAGUUCAUAGUUGGUGGUAACAAAGCAAAAAGAACACGUCUUUGGCUUCAAAAAUCUUGUCAGCGUCCUCUUUUUCUUUUCCUUCCCUUUGUUCGUGUGCACGCUGCUGAUGAUCGACGCGUCGUUUCACCAAGCUAUACGCGUCAUGAGCUGUCGAAUAUCAUGACCGUUGAAGGAACACUCGCACGCCAGUGGGUGUCGAGCCCCACUCAAGUUCGUCCAUCUGACAUGAUAAUGUGUUUGACGGCCACCAAUGCGGUGAUAUAGAAGAGAAGAUGUCAG